Penicillium atrosanguineum is the source of this 2871-nucleotide messenger RNA. RefSeq names its product coatomer subunit beta. NCBI's taxonomy places the organism in Eukaryota, Fungi, Ascomycota, Eurotiomycetes, Eurotiales, Aspergillaceae. The transcript is spliced from 4 exons. The record is from RefSeq and is a predicted model, not a curated record. Gene Ontology annotation, biological process: intra-Golgi vesicle-mediated transport; endoplasmic reticulum to Golgi vesicle-mediated transport; intracellular protein transport. Bases 1 to 2871 code for a protein of 956 amino acids. Gene Ontology annotation, molecular function: structural molecule activity. Gene Ontology annotation, cellular component: cytoplasm; COPI vesicle coat.
AUGGCGUCCUACCUCGAAAAUGCAUACAGUCUGAUCCAUAUGGACAAUACGGCAGACAACCCGACACUGCAGGAAUUGAAACUGCAGCUGGAAAAGGGCAAUGAUGAGACUAAGUUGGAGACGAUGCGGACAAUUGUUACGAUCAUGCUGAACGGCGACCCUAUGCCCCAGCUGCUGAUGCACAUCAUUCGCUUCGUUAUGCCGUCCAAGAGCAAGUCAUUGAAGAAGUUGCUGUACUUCUACUAUGAGAUCUGCCCCAAGCACGACUCGAAUGGCAAGUUGAAGCAGGAGAUGAUCUUGGUUUGCAACGGCAUUCGUAACGACCUUCAGCACCCGAACGAAUAUAUCCGCGGUAAUACGCUCCGCUUCCUGUCCAAGCUACGUGAGCCCGAACUCAUUGAGCCCCUCCUUUCCUCGGCCCGUGGGUGUCUAGAACACCGCCACGCUUACGUCCGCAAGAAUGCCGUGUGGGCUGUCGCUUCUAUCUUCCAGCACUCUGAGUCCCUGAUCCCCGAUGCGCCUGAGCUUCUACAGACCUUCCUCGAAUCGGAGACCGACAACACGUGCAAGCGCAAUGCCUUCGCCGCUCUCAUGUCCAUCAGCCACCAGAAGGCACUUGAAUUCCUCCGCACGACUUUCGAUACCAUCCCCAACACCGACGAGCUCCUCCAGCUGGCGGAGCUGGAGUUCCUGCGGAAGGAUGCUGUGCAGAACCCCCAAAACAAGUCGCGGUACCUCAAGCUCAUGCUUGAACUGCUUGAUGCCCCUACCAGCACCGUCGUCUACGAGGCCGCCACCUCUCUUACUGCCCUCACUAGCAACCCUGUCGCCGUGAAAGCCGCCGCGGGCAAGUUGAUCGAGCUCGCAAUCCGGGAGGCGGACAACAACGUCAAGCUCAUUGUUUUGGACCGUGUCGACCAGUUGAGAAUUCGCAAUGAGGGUGUUUUGGAGGACCUGACCAUGGAGAUUCUGCGUGUUCUCACCAGCCCCGAUAUUGAUGUCCGGAGGAAGGCUCUUGGCAUUGCCUUGGAAAUGGUCUCCAGCAAGAACGUUGAGGAGAUCGUUAUGCUGCUCAAGAAGGAGCUUGCUAAGACAGUUGAUGAGCAAUAUGAGCAGAACAGCGAAUACCGUCAACUUCUGGUCCAGUCAAUACACUCUUGCGCCAUCAAGUUUUCCGAGAUCGCCGCCAGCGUUGUCGACCUUUUGAUGGAUUUCAUUGCCGACUUCAACAACAACUCUGCCGUGGAUGUGAUUUCAUUCGUCAAGGAAGUCGUUGAGAAGUUCCCCGACCUGCGCUCAUCGAUCGUUGACCGCUUGGUGUCCACCCUCAGCGAGGUCCGGGCCGGUAAGGUUUACCGCGGUGUUCUCUGGGUUGUCGGAGAGUACUCCUUGGAGGAGAAGGACAUUCGUGAGGCUUGGAAGAAGAUCCGCACCAGUCUUGGUGAGAUUCCUAUCUUGGCAUCCGAGCAACGGCUUCUCGACGAGACCCCCGAGGAGAAUGCGCUCCUCCUUCCGGAAAAUGUCAAUGGCCACGCCAAGUCUGCUCCCUCUGGAUCCCGCAAGGUUCUGGCCGAUGGCACCUACGCCACAGAGAGCGCUCUCACAAGCCAGUCUGCUGCCGCCGCUCGUCUUGAGGCAGUCAAGGCUGCGCAGAAGCCCCCGCUGCGUCAGCUCAUUUUGGAUGGCGACUACUACCUGGCAACCGUUCUCUCCUCUACUCUGACCAAGCUUGUCAUGCGCCACUCCGAGGUUUCCCAGGAUGUUGCUCGCACUAACGCCCUUCGCGCCGAGGCCAUGCUCAUUAUGAUCUCCAUCAUGCGUGUCGGCCAGUCGCACUUUGUUAAGGCUCCUAUUGAUGAGGACUCCGUUGAUCGAGUUAUGACCUGUGUACGCUCUCUGGCUGAGUUCUCGGAGAAGAAGGAUCUUGAGACCACUUUCCUCGAGGACACCCGCAAGGCUUUCCGCGCUAUGGUUCAAGUCGAAGAUAAGAAGCGGGCCGCGCAGGAAGCGGUUGAGAAGGCCAAGACUGCCGUGCAGAUUGACGACGCUAUUCCCAUCCGGCAAUUCACCAAGAAGAACACCGUGGAGGGAGCUGAGGAUAUCGAACUUGACCUGGUCAAGGCUACUGGUGGUGACUCUACCGUGGAGACCGGCUCUUCUAAGUUGAGCCGUGUAGUGCAGUUGACUGGCUUCUCUGACUCCGUCUACGCCGAGGCCUACGUCACAGUCCACCAGUUUGAUAUUGUCCUGGAUGUCCUUCUGGUCAACCAAACUGGCGAGACCCUUCAGAACCUUUCCGUGGAGUUCGCCACUCUUGGAGAUCUCAAGGUUGUUGAGCGACCCUCCACCCACAACCUCGGCCCGCGCGACUUCCUGAACGUCCAGGCCACUGUGAAGGUGUCAUCCACUGAUACCGGCGUCAUUUUCGGUAACAUCAUCUACGACGGCGCCAGUUCGACCGAGAGUCACGUGGUCAUUCUUAACGAUAUCCAUGCCGACAUCAUGGACUACAUCCAGCCCGCCCAUUGCACCGAGACCCAGUUCCGCACUAUGUGGACUGAGUUCGAGUGGGAGAACAAGGUCAACAUCAACUCUAAGGCUAAGACUCUGCGUGAAUUCCUCAAGCAGCUGAUGGAGAGCACGAACAUGGCCUGUUUGACCCCCGAGGCCUCGCUCAAGGGUGACUGCCGCUUCCUGAGCGCCAACCUCUACGCUCGGAGUGUAUUCGGCGAGGAUGCGCUGGCCAACCUGAGCAUUGAAAAGGAAGGUGACGACGGGCCGAUCACUGGCUUUGUCCGCAUUCGCAGUCGCUCGCAGGGCCUGGCUUUGAGCCUGGGUUCUUUGAAAGGUCUGAAGGCGGCGGCGGCAUGA